UAGCUUUCUGCCUUAAAGACAAACCAAGCUCAGCCCUAAAUCAAAAACCACAGUCCAUCAUGUUCAAAUACGCCGUUGUCAUCUGCGCCCUGAUUGCCUGUGUGGCUGGCAAGCCGGGACUGCUCCACGCUCCGCUGGCGGCCCUUCCCGCUCCCGUGAUCGCUGCUCCUGCUCCAGUGGUCACUGCCGCCAGUAGCCAGGUGGUGGCCAGGACCUUCAAUGGCAUCGCCGCUGCCCCGGUGAUCGCCCAAGUUCCGGUGGCCCCCGCUCCAGUUCUGAGGACUCUGGCUGCUCCCUUGGCCGCUCCAGCCCCCGUUGCCUUCGCUGCCCCGCUUCCCGCUCCAGUUGCCGCUCCCCUGGCCGCUCCAAUCCUCAACAGAGUGGCUCCUUUCGCCGCCCCCAUUGCCGCUCCCUUCGCUGCCCCCUACGCCCAUCCCUAUGCGGCGCCUGUUUUGGCCAAAUACGCGGCUCCACUGGCUUAUGCCCCAGCACCUUUCAACUACGCCGCACCCGCUUUGUGGUAAAGGAAAAAAUCACAUACCACAGGGAUUAAGCAACCGUUUGUGUG
This is a messenger RNA of Drosophila subpulchrella, 568 nucleotides long. Its product is annotated as cyclin-dependent kinase inhibitor 1C. Lineage: Eukaryota; Metazoa; Arthropoda; Insecta; Diptera; Drosophilidae. The coding region runs from base 60 to 524 and encodes 154 amino acids. The record is from RefSeq and is a predicted model, not a curated record. The transcript has 2 exons.